Messenger RNA from Myotis daubentonii (Daubenton's bat), 2600 nucleotides. RefSeq names its product cadherin 12 (gene CDH12). Gene Ontology annotation, cellular component: catenin complex; adherens junction; plasma membrane. NCBI's taxonomy places the organism in Eukaryota, Metazoa, Chordata, Mammalia, Chiroptera, Vespertilionidae. The record is from RefSeq and is a predicted model, not a curated record. Gene Ontology annotation, molecular function: beta-catenin binding; cadherin binding; calcium ion binding. Gene Ontology annotation, biological process: adherens junction organization; cell morphogenesis; cell migration.
UCAAAAGGAUUAAUGCCUGCAUUAUCAUUUCUGCACUAAAACAGAAAGCUAAGAGGGGGAGGCCACAGACACCUCAAACCUGGAUUCCACAAUUCCACAGUAAGUGCUGGAGUUCUGACUGCCCUGCUGUAGGAACGCCUUUGCCAAUGCUUACAAGGAACUGCCUGUCCCUGCUUCUCUGGGUCCUGUUUGAUGGAGGCCUCCUAACACCGCUCCCACCGCAGCUACAGCAGACUUUAGCCACAGAGCCACGAGAGAAUGUUCUCCACCUGCCAGGGCGGCGGCUGCAUUUCCAACGAGUUAAACGUGGCUGGGUAUGGAAUCAGUUCUUUGUGCUGGAAGAAUACAUGGGCUCCGAACCUCAGUACGUGGGAAAGCUCCAUUCUGACUUAGAUAAGGGAGAGGGCACUGUUAAAUACACCCUCUCUGGAGAUGGCGCUGGCACCGUUUUUACCAUUGAUGAAACUACAGGGGACAUUCAUGCAAUAAGGAGCCUGGAUAGAGAAGAAAAACCUUUCUACACGCUUCGUGCUCAGGCUGUGGACAUAGAAACCAGGAAGCCCCUGGAGCCUGAAUCAGAAUUCAUCAUCAAAGUGCAGGAUAUUAAUGAUAAUGAGCCAAAGUUUUUGGAUGGACCAUAUGUUGCUAGUGUCCCAGAAAUGUCUCCUGUGGGUGCAUAUGUGCUCCAGGUCAAGGCCACGGAUGCAGAUGACCCAACCUAUGGAAACAGUGCUCGAGUCGUUUACAGCAUUCUUCAGGGACAACCUUAUUUCUCUAUUGAUCCCAAGACAGGUGUUAUUAGAACAGCUUUGCCAAACAUGGACAGGGAGGUCAAAGAACAAUACCAAGUCCUCAUCCAAGCCAAGGACAUGGGCGGACAACUGGGAGGGUUAGCCGGAACGACCAUAGUCAACAUCACCCUCACCGAUGUCAAUGACAAUCCGCCUCGAUUCCCCAAAAGCAUCUUCCAUCUGAAGGUUCCUGAAUCUUCUCCUAUUGGCUCAGCUAUUGGAAGAAUAAGAGCUGUGGAUCCUGACUUUGGACAAAAUGCAGAAAUUGAAUACAAUAUUGUCCCAGGAGAUGGGGGAAAUUUGUUUGACAUCGUCACAGAUGAGGAUACACAAGAAGGAAUCAUCAAAUUAAAAAAGCCAUUGGAUUUUGAAACAAAGAAGGCGUAUACUUUUAAAGUGGAAGCCUCCAACCUUCACCUUGACCACCGGUUUCACUCCGCGGGCCCCUUCAAAGACACGGCCACCGUGAAGAUCAGCGUGCUGGACGUGGAGGAGCCGCCGGUCUUCAGCAAGCCGCUCUACACCAUGGAGGUUUAUGAAGACACCCCCGUUGGCACCAUCAUUGGCGCCGUCACGGCACAAGACCUCGAUGUGGGCAGUAGUGCUGUUAGGUACUUCAUAGACUGGAAGAGUGAUGGGGACAGCUACUUUACAAUCGAUGGAACAGAAGGAACCAUCGCCACUAAUGAAUUGCUAGAUAGAGAAAGCACGGCACAGUAUAAUUUCUCCAUAAUUGCGCGUAAAGUUAGUAACACAUUAUUAACCAGCAAAGUCAGCAUAUUGAUUAAUGUCCUAGAUGUCAAUGAAUUUCCACCAGAAAUAGCUGUGCCAUAUGAAACAUCUGUAUGUGAAAAUGCCAAACCAGGACAGAUCAUUCAGUUAGUCAGCGCUGCUGACCGAGAUCUUUCCCCUGCGGGGCAGCACUUCUCCUUUAGAGUAUCACCUGAAGCUGCCAUCAAACCAAAUUUUACAGUCCGUGACUUCAGAAACAACACAGCUGGAAUUGAAGCCAGAAGAAAUGGAUACAGCCGGAGGCAACAAGAGCUGUAUUUCCUCCCUGUUGUGAUAGAAGACAGCAGCUAUCCUGUCCAGAGCAGCACUAGCACAAUGACUAUUCGAGUUUGUAGAUGUGACUCUGAUGGUACCAUCCUGUCUUGUAAUGUGGAAGCAAUUUUUCUACCUGUAGGACUUAGCACUGGGGCUUUGAUUGCAAUCCUGCUGUGCAUUGUUAUACUCUUAGUCAUAGUGGUCCUGUAUGUUGCUCUGCGAAGGCAGAAGAAGAAAGACACCCUGAUGACCUCUAAAGAAGACAUCAGAGACAACGUUAUCCAUUAUGACGAUGAAGGAGGCGGGGAGGAGGACACCCAGGCUUUUGACAUUGGUGCUCUGAGAAACCCAAAAGUGAUUGAAGAUAACAAAAUCCGCAGGGACAUAAAGCCAGACUCCCUCUGUUUACCUCGGCAGAGAGCCGCAGUGGAAGAUAACACAGACAUAAGGGAUUUCAUUCAUCAAAGGCUGCAGGAAAAUGAUGUGGACCCAACCGCCCCACCAUAUGAUUCGUUGGCAACAUAUGCCUACGAGGGAAACGGAUCUGUCGCAGACUCCCUCAGCUCCAUAGACUCUCUCACCUCGGAAGCUGACCAGGACUAUGACUAUCUGACAGACUGGGGCCCCCGCUUUAAAGUCUUGGCAGACAUGUUUGGCGAAGAAGAGAGUUAUAAUCCUGAUAAAGUCACUUAGGGGAGAAGCAAAGACUAUAUCAACAGGAGAAAUUUAAGAAGAAAAAAAAAGAAAGAAAUCACACACACA